This is a messenger RNA of Colletotrichum phormii, 1279 nucleotides long. RefSeq names its product transcriptional regulation of mitochondrial recombination-domain-containing protein. The transcript has 2 exons. Gene Ontology annotation, biological process: DNA recombination. Bases 101 to 1279 code for a protein of 392 amino acids. The record is from RefSeq and is a predicted model, not a curated record. Gene Ontology annotation, molecular function: DNA strand exchange activity; single-stranded DNA binding; structural constituent of ribosome. Gene Ontology annotation, cellular component: mitochondrion. Lineage: Eukaryota; Fungi; Ascomycota; Sordariomycetes; Glomerellales; Glomerellaceae.
CGAGAAGUUUAGGGGGAUUGCCGACGAAGACGACGACGACGACGAACGAACGAACGAUACGCCCCAUCGACCGACCGAUCGGCCGCCAGCUACAGCAACGAUGAACUCGGUCCCGGUAUUUCGCUUCUCAAAACUGUCCUUUGGCGUCGCCCGGACGAGCAUACGGCAUGGCCACACGCGAUCGCGACGCAGGACGCCCCAGCAUGAGCUCACCAACUUUGAGCCGGGCCACGGCGAGCAGAUUUGGGUCUGGAGCCACCUGACCUCGAACCAGGUCAUCUACUCGCACACGAAGCAGCUCGAGUCCCACCGCGCCCUCAAACAACUCCCUUUCAACGGCAAAAAGUCCAAACCCGCAAAACUCCGCCGCGACUACUGGGAACCAAUGGCCCUCAUCCAGCUCCCCGCCGGCGCCGGCGCAGCAGGCCAGUCCGUCUUCCAAAAGCUCCGCGAGUUCCGCCGCAUGCACGAGCUCGCCUGGGAAGACGACCUCCUCUACAGGGAGCACCGCACCGAGCUCCUCAAGCCAAAGCCCAUCAAGCCGUGGGGCGUCAAGCAAAAGAAGAACGAUGCUGCCGCCGUAGACGACGUGAAAUACUCCGUCGCGGGUGAGGAAGACAAAGACGCCGCUUCCGCCCCUGCUGACGGUGCGAAGACCACUACUACCCCCGAGGACCUCGUCAGCGUCCGCAAAAUCGUCCGCAACCGCCACGAGCGCUCCCUAGCCCUCAACGACCAGCGCGCAAACUCCAUCGCCGACAUGGCCGCCGUCCUCGCCGGCUUCGGCCGCGGCAACCGCCUCGUCGUCAGCGCGGGCGAGAAGAAGGCCGUGCUCGAGGACGGCGAGGCCCUGACGGGCCGCAAGUGGUCCAAGGCGCCGCCGGCCAAGACACAACUCGUCGCCGCUGGCCAGUCGUCGUCUGGUGAAGAGGAGGUACAGGGCGGCGCCGGCACCACCAAGGCGCCGGCCGUCGAUCAGCUUCUGCCGGCGACGAUAUACUGGGCCAACGAGGACGACCGCAACUUUGCGCAGGAGUGGACCGGUAACGUCACGCACGACUUGUUCCAGGGCGCCAAGGCGCUCUUGGAGGCGAACCAGUUUGACCCGGAGGAGGCUGUCGUUGUGGAGGAGCCCAAGGCGGUUGAGGAGCCUGAGCAGCAAGCUGGGGACGAUACCAACUUCAGUAUCAAGGAGCCUGCGUCGGAGGAGAACAAGGAGGGCAAGGAGGGCAAGGACGGUGAGGACACCAAGGACACCAAGGCUGACACCAAGGCAUAA